This is a messenger RNA of Gymnodraco acuticeps, 2924 nucleotides long. It is a transcript of the gene shld2, whose product is annotated as shieldin complex subunit 2. The transcript is spliced from 11 exons. Gene Ontology annotation, biological process: regulation of double-strand break repair via homologous recombination. Bases 255 to 2531 code for a protein of 758 amino acids. NCBI's taxonomy places the organism in Eukaryota, Metazoa, Chordata, Actinopteri, Perciformes, Bathydraconidae. Gene Ontology annotation, cellular component: site of double-strand break; nucleus. The record is from RefSeq and is a predicted model, not a curated record.
UGACCCUAAGGAUCCCGCGCACGCGCUUCCUCUUCUGCUCCUGUGUCUCGCGCGUCUUCAAGCCCUCCACGAGCCGGUCCUCCACGAUGGCGGCCCCGCGAUCGAAGAAGCCCUCCACCAUGGAGAAGAAGUUCGGAUCAUCGCUGCUGUCCGCGGCCUGGCUGUAGGCCCGCGUGCCGCAGAGAGAGGCCCGCGGGCCGGAGAGACAGGCCCGGGGGAGCAGAGAGCCGAAGCACCGUCUCUCUGCGGUCGGUAUGUCUGACCGUCAGAAGAUCCACGUGUUCCUGGGGGCUCCUCCCCCGACCCGUGGCCCAGCAUCAGGGCCUCCAGCUGGGGGAGGGGAGGAGCGGAGACCCCCUGCUGACUGGAGGCCCCCUGCUGACUGGAGACACCUGGAGCUCUGCUGGCAGGACGGACACCUGAAUGCAGCACCAGACGUGAUAGGAAGUCGUCUGCCUGAAGAAGCGAUCGUCCCGGAGAGCGAAGAACCUUUUACUUUACGGAGCGAUGAGAUGGAUCAGGAUCACAGGAAGCCUGAAUCUGAUUGGACGACAGAGGAAGACCCCCAACAGGAAGUCCAGUGUUCGGCUUCGGUUCUGGAGUAUCUGGACAGCUGUUUCUCUGCACACCGCUCCCCCCCGACUCCUCUCUCCACACACACUCACUUCCUGUCCACCUGGACGCUCAGUCAGGCCUUAAUCCUGAAGGGCAGGCACGCCGUCCAAUCAGCAUCCAGCCCUGAGAGAACUCUGCCUCCUCAAGCCCCGUCUGAAAAUGUGUCACUUCAAGCUCCGCCUCUUCAGACUCUAUCCCGUGAAACACGCCAUUCCCAAGCCCCGCCUCCUCAACGUCUUCCUCCUCAAACCCCGCCCCUUCAAACCCCGCUUCCACAAACCCCGCCUCCUCAACUUCUGCCCCCUCAAAUACCCCAUUCACAAACUCCGCCUCCUCUCUCUCAAGCCCCGCCUCUUCAAACCCCGCCUCCUCAAGCCACGCCUCCAUCGAUGUCCUCCAGCACCCCGGAGCUCUUCAGUCCUUUGAGUUUGUCUCCUUUAGCGUCUUCCCUGGAGCUCUUUAGCGCCCCCUGCUGGACGGAGGGUGGUGUAGUGGUGGAGGAGUGUGGUGUAGUGGUUGAGGUAACCCCCGACGGCGUGCUGAUGUCCCAGAAUGCCGAGCGACUAGACUCCCCCUCCAAAUCCCCGGACAAAAAGAGAGCUUGGAUCUCAGAAACCUCCAAAUCCAGAGGCGGUCCCACCCUCCUCAACCAGUGUGCCCUUCAGGGGGGUCGCUACUCGGUACUGGUGGCCGUGGUGCACCCCUCCCACCUGAAGGAGAUCAAGGUGAGGUCAGGGUCCUGCGUUCCUCUGGCCUCCAUUGUGGUGACGGACCAAUCAGGAGUGGAGAUGAAGGUGGUGCUGUGGAGGCGGGCGGCUUUCUGGGCGCUGACCGUCACCCCGGGGGAAAUCCUGCUCAUCACAGCUCUGCAGGUGAACGAGGACAAGUGGAGAGGAGAGACGGUGCUGCAGUCCACCUUCAGCAGCAAACUGCUCAACAUGGGAAACAUCGCAGACUCCGCCUCCCCGACAGUUCCUCAGCAGGUGAGUUCUCGCUCGCUCCUCUCUCUCUGCAGCUACCUGCGGGAGCGACGCCCCCUUCUGGUGUCUCAGAGGCUCUGCCCCCCUCAGGACCCGAGGCUCCGCCCCCCUCAGGACCCGAGGCUCCUCCCCUACGCCACCCUGAGGUCACUGAGGGUCAACACGCUGGUGCACGCUCUGCUGCGCGUCACACACACACACCUGAGCACAGCGUGGCGCAGCGAGGCUCAGUCCUGCCUCCGGUCAGCUCUGCAGCAGCAGGGGGUGCUGAGGGUGCAGCAGCAUGAUGCCCAGCAGGGGGCGCUGCUGCUGCUUUGGGGAACAAGUGUGGACUGGCUGCCGCGCUUCAGAGACAAAGCGGCGGUCUGGGACUUCCAGGCCCUUCUGGUGAGGGACAGUUUGACCUCUGACCUCCUGGAGCUGCACUCGACCCCCUGGAGCUCCGUCCGGCCUCUCAACCAAUCAGAUCCCCGUCUGAAGGACUUCCUGCAGAAACCAGAGCUCCCAGCAGGGGGUCUGGAGCUGGACCUGGACACCCUGCUGUCCCAGAAGUACAGCGGUGAGGUGGAGCUCAGAGUGCAGAUCAUCAGCUUCCACUUCCUGGUCUCCUCACCCUCCCAGAAUGCACCUGGGCGCGUGGACAGCUGCUCGUCGCUGCAGGACGUGGUCGCGGCGCUGAGUGAUGACGUCACGUUCACCGGAUGCUAUCGCUGCGCCGCAGAGCUUCAGAGCGAUGCUAACGGCAUCUACAGACCCUGCUACUCCUGCCUGCCAAUCACAGCUGUCCGACGCUACUACAGGUACCUGAACACACCACACAGCUGUCCGACGCUACUACAGGCCAGGUGUUCUCACAGUGAGGGGGCGGGGCUCCUCUCAGGUGUGUGUUCAGGUUCCUCCUGUUCCUCUGCAGAAGAUCCUGGAGGCUCCGCCUGACAAACUGCACAGGAACUCAGCUCCGGGGUCGGAGGUGAAGUUUGUUGCUCUGGCGGCUCAGAAGCUCCAGAGCCUCGUCAUCCUCCCGAGGAAAACCUUCGUCCUCAGCGUGCGCAGCCACUUCCUGUGCGACGAGAACAGCGUCCCCCUCCACCAGGACCUCACUCUGCUGGACCUGCAGUUCCCAGGCUCACCAUGAGAGGCAGCGUCACCACGUCCUGUUCCUGUGGUGGUCCCUGAAGGCAGCAUCUCUCUUGUCCAAUGGGAUUUCUCCGGGUGGUUUUGGAUUAUGGCAGAAAACCUUUUCACCUUGUUGGACAUUUUGAUAUUUUUGAACUUUUGAUGUCAUAACUUUGUUGAAUCUAAAUAAAGUGUCCUUAGUGUCUGAUUGUA